Molecule: messenger RNA, 1383 nt
Organism: Solanum lycopersicum (tomato)
Lineage: Eukaryota; Viridiplantae; Streptophyta; Magnoliopsida; Solanales; Solanaceae
Gene: SLJAZ3
Product: jasmonate-ZIM domain protein 3
Biological process (GO): regulation of jasmonic acid mediated signaling pathway; response to wounding; regulation of defense response
Cellular component (GO): nucleus
Source: RefSeq, marked validated
ACAUGUUCCUUCCACUUGCUUCCUUUUUCUUCUUCACUACUACAUAACUUCUCUAGCUACCCUAAAAUUGUCACAAUCCUUAAUUUCUGUUUCUAUCAAUUUUGGAUUUUUUUUCUCAUCGGCAGAUAUGUCGAAUUUAUGUGACGCUCGCCGGAGGAAUGGAAACGGCAAGGCGCCGGAGAGAUCAAGUUUCGUACAGACUUGUAACUUGUUGAGUCAGUUUAUUAAAGGGAAAGCUACUAUUAGAGAUCUGAAUCUCGGAAUCGCCGGUCAGCCGGAAGCUGCAGGGAAAACUGAAACUGCAACUAUGGAUUUAUUAACAGUCAUGGAAAAACCAUCUAUUGAUCUAACAAAAGAAGAACACAAAUCCGUAGAUCUUGUUACAACAGAGUCUUCUAGAGAGAAGGAGGCCGCUGUAAAUGAGCCCAGCACAAGCAAAGAGGCACCAAAGGAGCCUAAGGCAGCCCAAUUGACUAUGUUCUAUGAUGGUAAAGUGAUUGUUUUUGAUGAUUUCCCUGCUGACAAAGCUAGAGCAGUGAUGUUAUUGGCUAGUAAAGGAUGUCCUCAGAGUUCAUUUGGGACUUUCCAGGCUAUAAACAUCGACAAAAUUAACACAUGUUCUCCUGCCCCUGCUUCUUUGACAAGUAAUAGAACUGAUUCUGUUGCACCACAGCAACAACACCUCCAGAUUAAGCCAGACUCUUGCUCUGCUGCACCGCAACAGCACAAGCACAAUUCGCCCCCACUCCAUGUUUGUAGUAGUACUAAAACUGAUCAGCUUAAGCUCGGAUCAGUUUCAUCUGCACCCUUAGUAGAGCAGGAGCAACACAAGCAAAUCCAGUCACAGGCUGCCGAAAUUAGCAGCAGCUCCGAGCUACCUAUCGCAAGAAGAUCUUCACUUCAUAGGUUUCUCGAGAAGAGGAAAGAUAGGGCAACUGUUAGAGCUCCAUACCAAGUUGUACGUAACAAUCCGUUGUUACCAUCUUCUUCGAAUACUAAUGGUGAAUCAUCUUCUAAGGAUAGCGAAGAUCAGCUCGAUCUCAAUUUCAAGUUAUAGCCAGAACUCCACUCUCGCAGUUGGAAUUCCAUAAGCUUUUUUUUGGUUGACCACCACUGCAUGAGCUAGUAGUAUUAAUAUAUAUUUAGAUCAGUGAUUUGAAGAUUAUUUUUCCAGCUCAGCUUAGCUUACAGAUUAUAUUUCUUGUAUUAGAUAUCGUUUAUUAUUACCAACUGAAUAUUAUGACUUUUUUGGUUGUUAAAAUAGAAUGUGUAAUUAAUCUUUGGUUUCCCAUUUUUCACGUUUCGCCUUCAUGAAGAUGUGAAGUUCUCUGUGAAUCUUGUUAGUGUUAAUUACGGUAGUAAUACUAACCUUUUUGAGGAAAA